Molecule: messenger RNA, 411 nt
Organism: Callithrix jacchus (white-tufted-ear marmoset)
Lineage: Eukaryota; Metazoa; Chordata; Mammalia; Primates; Cebidae
Gene: MPC1L
Product: mitochondrial pyruvate carrier 1 like
Biological process (GO): pyruvate import into mitochondria
Cellular component (GO): mitochondrial inner membrane
Source: RefSeq, a predicted model, not a curated record
AUGGCUAGGAUGGCGGCACUGUGGCAGAAGACCAGAAAUUACUUCCUGAGCAAGGAGUUCCGGGAAUACGUGACCAGCACUCACUUUUGGGGUCCCGUGGCCAACUGGGGCCUGCCACUGGCUGCCUUUAAGGACAUGAAGGAGUCGCCGGAGCUCAUCAGUGGCCGCAUGACUACUGCGCUCAUCUUCUACUCGGCGAUCUUCAUACGCUUCGCCUACCGCGUACAGCCUCGAAACCUGCUGCUGAUGGCGUGCCACGGCACCAACGUGGUGGCUCAGAGUGUGCAGGCCAGUCGCUACCUACACUACCGCUUCGGCGGCGGCACCAAGGCCGAAGCCGGCGACCCUCCGGCUACCACCGCCGCCGCUGCCACCAGCCCCAGUUCCCAGCCCCCGAAACAAGCUUCUUAA